Molecule: messenger RNA, 2442 nt
Organism: Dujonia railenensis
Lineage: Eukaryota; Fungi; Ascomycota; Pichiomycetes; Serinales; Debaryomycetaceae
Source: the annotation of a GenBank genome assembly
AUGUCUGCAUCAUGUCCUACUGGUAGUGACCUCAAUUCGACUUGGUUGUUCGUUCAACCAGGUUUAGAGUUUAUAUUAGGAUCUCAUGGGGACCAGGGUGUUAAUUCCAAGAUGUACAUGAACUGUUACACGGCAAUUUACAACUAUUGUGUAAACAAGUCUAGACAUCCGACCCCAGGUGGAGGUUCUUUGUCUGGUCUUGGCUCGUCUGGUGGAUCUGACAAAUCAGGAAGUCAGGCAUAUAGCAGUACCAAUUCAUACUCCUUAGCAGGAGCUGAAAUUUACCGUAAGUUGGAUGAUUAUUUGAUUCAAUACAUUUCUUCGUUGAAGAAGGAAGACCAAGAAUCCUUUUUGGAGUUCUACGUUAAGAAAUGGACAAGGUUCACUAUAGGGGCUGGAUACAUGAAUAAUGUUUUCGAUUAUAUGAAUAGAUACUGGGUUCAGAAGGAGAGAUCCGAUGGUAGAAGGGAUGUUUUUGAUGUCAACACAUUGAGUUUAUUGAAGUGGAAAACCCACUUGUUCAAUGCCAAUGCCAAAAAAUUGAUUGAAGAGGUUUUAGAGCAGAUCACUAAGCAGAGAAAUAAUGAGAUUGUUGAUACGAGUUUAAUACUGAGCGCCAUCAAAUCGUUGGUGUUUUUGGGGAUUGACGUUCAAGAUUUGAAGAAGCCUAAUUUGGUAGUUUACAUUAAGCAUUUUGAAAACAUCUUCUUGGAGAAAACGGCGGAAUACUAUACCAAAGAAAGUAACCAGUUCUUGGAGCAACACAACGUUGUGGAUUAUAUGAAGAAGUGUGAAGUUAGACUUGGUGAAGAAGUUUCUAGGUCGAACAACUACUUAGAAGAUCAUACUAAAAAGUAUUUGUUGGAAACGUUAAACAAAGUCUUGAUUGAAGACCAUGCACAGAUUAUGUACAACCAGUUUUUGGAUUUACUUGAACAAUAUCAAAUUGGACACAUCCAGAGGAUGUACAAGUUAUUGAGUAGAAUCCCCAGCACGUUGGAACCAUUAGCCAAGUGUUUGGAAUACCAUAUUAAGGAAGUAGCAGUGAAGGAAAUAGAAGAAAUCAAGAGAGCAGCGGAAGUUGAGCCUGUUGGAGAAGCAUCCUCUGCUACUGGCACUCCAACCCCAGCUGCUCCUGGUGCUGCUCCGGCAGGAAGUCUACUUAGAAGGAAGCCUAAUCCUGGUGUAAACCCCAAGACAUAUAUUCAUACCCUUCUCCAAGUAUACUUCAAAUUCAACGAAGUAGUGACUUCUGCAUUUAACAGAGACCCGCUCUUCAUCAAGGCACUCGACAAUGCCUGUCGCCACUUCAUAAACAAGAACUCUGUGGCUACACCUACUCCCAAAUCACCAUGUAGAACACCAGACUUACUUGCUAGGUACUCCGAUGCCUUCCUCAAAGCCACAUCGAAGGAAUCUGACAUUUCUGAUAUGUCCACAGAUAAUCUUAUGAUAAUUUUCAAAUUUAUUGAAGAUAAAGAUUCAUUUGAAGAACAUUAUCGUAGAUUGCUUGCCAAAAGAUUAAUAAACAGCAAUACCAAAUCUGAUGAAUUGGAAGAGCUGAUCAUUCAAAGGUUACAAGAAGAGAAUUCUUUAGAAUAUACUUCUAAAAUGACCAAGAUGUUCCAAGAUAUGAAGGCUUCCGAAGACUUGAAGAACAACGUCAAGGAAGAACUUGACCAAUCAAGUACAACAGCCGGAGUAAAGGAUUUUACUCCAUUGAUUUUGGCACAUUCGAUGUGGCCCUUUAAAUUUCUGGAAGAUUAUGACUUAAAAUUAGCACCAGAAUUAUCGCAACCGUUCCAAAAACUAGAAGAGAUUUAUCACAGAAAGCACAAUGGAAGGCAAUUACAAUGGUUAUGGAAUCAUGGUAAGAGUGAAAUUAAAGCCAAUUUAUCAAGAAAGGGUAAGCCCCCAUUUUUAUUUACCGUAAGUAAUGUCCAAUUGAUGAUAUUAUUGGCAUUUAAUAAGAAGUCGACUUAUACAUUCAAGGAAUUAAGUGAAUUGGUUGGAGUAGCGAAGCACACUUUAGAAUCUCAUUUAUUACCAUUCACUAAGUAUAAAUUAUUAGACCAGAGUCCAACCGGAUCACCUGAAGUUCUUGGCCUUCCAGAUACUACUUUCACUAUUGUGGAAGAGUACAAGUCUAAGAAAUUGAAAGUCAAUUUUGUUAGUUCAAUCAAGACAGAAGUGAAACAAGAAGAAGAAGAAACAAAGAAGGAAAUCGAUGAAACAAGAAGAAACUACCUUUCUGCAUGUAUUGUUAGAAUCAUGAAGGCCAGAAAGACGAUUCACCAUAAUACUUUGGUGAAUGAAGUUGCAACGCAAGCUUUAUCUAGAUUUAGAGCGAAGAUAAUCGAUAUAAAGAAGGUGAUAGAUUAUUUGAUUGAGAGGGAAUACUUGAAAAGAGUUGAUAAUGAUACAUAUGAAUAUGUUGCUUGA